UAAUCAAAGGGGCGAUCCACACUGUAGUGCGGUGUGGAAGAAAGUCACAAGGCACUCUCGAGAGCUCGGCAGUCCGGCACGACGCGUUGUCCCGAAUGCACGUCGAACCAUCGAUUUCCGCGUGUCGAGGCCACGUGAUCGGUAAACCAACGGAGCUUCAUACUGGAGAACGGGAGUGGCCAACAUUCCGGAUCAGAAAGAUCAUCGUACGAUUGAAUGAUGACGACGUUGAUGACGAUGAUGAUGACGUUAAUGAUGACAAUACCGAUAAUAAUAAUGAUAACAAUGACAAUGACGAUGACGACGAUUGUAAUGACAACGACAAUGACGAUGACAAUUCGAAUGUAUUAAAUUAAAACGUACGAAAGAAAUGGAAGUUGGUAAGGGCUCGGUUAAAGAGGAUUUUGUUACGGUGGUUAGCGUUGGUAAUCAAUUGGCCAAUGAAAAUUUUGUUACGGUAUUAUCGAUCGGUAAUGGGAAAAGGGAUGAUGAACAUUUAUCAACGUCGACUACAGCAACAACAGCAACAACGCCAUUAUCUCCAACGUCAUCAUCGUCAUCAUUGUCAUCAACAACAAAGACGUCUACGACUACGACUAUUACAACGGCAACAACUACAGCAUCGACUACAGCAACAAAAUUGGUUAAUGGUGUUGCGGAAUGUCAUUUGGAAGAAGAAGUCGAAGUGUACAGGUUACCGGGUGAACGAUUAGGCUUUGGAUUGAAGUUCGAAGGUGGUAAUAAGACUACAGAACGCGUUAGAAGAUUAUUCGUACAGAGUUGUGCCGAACAGAGUCCAGCUAGUAGGGCUAAAUGUUCUUGGGGUAUUUUGGGCGAGGGUGACGAGGUAUUAUCGAUCGACGGUGUACCAGUAACACACAUGACUCGCCUUGAUUGCGUGAGAAGAUUGAAGGAAUCACAAUUAGUGAUCAGAUUGAUGGUUAGGUGUCGUGGUGCACUCAGACCGGAAGUCGUAAGUGCUGAGAGAAAGGCAGCAGCUGCUGCUGCUGCUGCCGCUGCUGCUGCUGCUGCUGCCGCUGCUGCUGCUGCUGCUGUUGCUGCUGCUGUUACGACAGCAACAGGAUUAACAACAACAACAUCAACAACAACAACAACGACAAUAACAACAACAAGUGUUAUCAGUGAUAGAAAGAACAAAAUACCACCGGAAUUACCGUCUUUACCACCACCUGUUCCACCCCCUGUACCACCAAGAAAAUUAAGACAAACACGUGGAUUGGCUGACGGCGAAGCUAAUCCAAGUCCUGUUAAAAAAUCUUUAAAUAAUAUUGGUAUCACAAGCGAUACUAAAAUAAUUAAUGUGAGUUCUAAGGAAUCAUCGUCCAAGGGUUCAACGAAUGAUACAACGUCUAAACGUAUCUCGCCGGAUCCUGUCAAAUCGAAACAGGAACCACCGGAAGCUAUGGUUUAUUUAGACGCCAGAUCCCAAUGUGGUUCUACGCAAGGUAGUACGUCAGAUGACACAGGUAGCUCUAUGUCAACUGUAGUCGAUAGAUUUUCGAGUUCUGAUCGAGUAUCAACGAUUUCGACAACGUCUACGGCUUCGACAGGAUCCGAGCAACAACAGCAACAGCAACAACUACAACAGCAACAGCAACAACAACAACAGAAACAACAAACGAUGAUAUGUUCGUUCGAACAAUUUGAACGUGAAUUAUCAUCCAGCCAUCCACCGGAUUAUUUAUUACGUAGACUUGCAAGUUCGGAAGCGGUUACACACGUUGAAUCACGUGGCGAGGUUGAAAGGAUAACAGCCGUUGUAGCACCGAAUACCGUUUUAAUAGAAGAAACCAUAGCUUUACAACCACCAUUGAGCUUUCAAGAUGCCCCAUUAAGUUACGGACACGAAUCUAUACCAGAUUUGUUUUAUGCGGCUGAUUUGGCGGCUGACUCGACGACACAUUUUCGACCAAUCAAGGACGAUGCCGAUAUGGUCGAACAAGUGGUGAAUGAGGAUAAUGUAGAUCUAGAGGAAGAGAAUGAACAUCAACAACAACAACAACAACAACAACAACAGCAGCAACAACAACAUUUGCCACGUCCAACGCCAAGAGAAAAGAGUCCACCGCCAUUACCAGCGAGAAAUCACGUUAAUAGGAUCAAUGUGACUAAUCAACAACGUUCCAUAACGAUCAAUAACCUUGAACCUAUUAUUGUCAAUCACGUUGAUAAUAACGAUUUAAGAAGAAAUGAUUUACCUGUAUUGCCGCCUAAACCAUUGCCACGUAAGGAUGUCAAAGGUAGAAGAAAGAGACCACCACCUCCGCCACCACCUCUACCACCACCACCACCACCAUCAUCAUCAUCAUCAUCAUCAUCAUCAUCAUUACUAAUACCAAGAAGAGAACUUUCUUCGUCUGUUAUUAACGAGGCUAAGAUACGAGAAUCGAUUGAUUCUAAUACGAUCGAUUCUUCGUCAUACGAAUCCGAUCAACAAUAUAAUUUCGAUGAUCUAAAUGAUCAUUACGAGGGUACUAAUAAAGUUUUAGAGAUUAUUGAGAUUAGAAAGGCAAGAGCAUUAUCACCCAAUAAAGAUAUCGUAAGAACUUAUGAAUCUGUCGUUAAGGUUUUAGAAAAUGAUCGAUUUAAUGAUAACAAUGAUAUUGUUACUUCGAUCAUCGAUAAUCCUACGAAAAAAGAGAUUAAAAAGAUGGAGAAAGAGUUAGUCGAGGAUGACGAUGACGAUGACGAUGACGAUGAUGAUCACGAUGAUGAUCACGAUGAUGAUAAUGAUGAUGAUGAUGAUGAUAAUGACUCCUUCAAGGACGCUGUUUCUUUGAAAAUAAAUGACGCCAUUGUUAUUAACGAUAAUACGAUUUAUCGUGAAAACGAAGACGACGAAACUUAUAGAUCAUUGGAUGAAGUUAACGAUGAUCUAAGAAAGAACAGCGUAGAUCACGUCAUAAAAGACGACGAUGAUCCAGAGAUCGUACAGGACGAUGAGAGUACCGACGAAAGUGACGACGGUGAUUAUUAUUGGCAAUCUAAUCUCGCUACGAUUGGCGAAGAAGAGGAAACCAAUUCUUUGGAAUAUGUUUCUUUAGAGAAAAAGAUAGAAGAUGAGGGCAUAGAGAUCAAGGACAUAAGGAGAUCUAACGAGAUCAAAAUGGACGACCUCGAAAACGAACGAGAUGAAACUAGUCGCCUGAAUAGAAUCGAAGACUAUCACCGGUCGGAGGAUAUUAAAACGUGCAAGGAUUCGGUAAAUGAUAGAAUGGAUAAUUGUGGAGGCGGUCAACGGCUGCCCCCAGAUGGGGACGAGUUUCCUGCAGCAUAUCAAGAAUUUGCUAAUGAUAACGCAACCCAACUCGAAUACAGAUUUCCAACGAAUUCAUCGACAACUACUAUAACGAGCACUACCACGUCCCCGAUGGCAACUACAAUGACGAUGAACAAUAACAACAACAACAACAACAGCAACAACAACAAUAAUAAUAAUAAUAAUAAUAAUAAUAAUAAUAAUAAUAAUAAUAAUAACAACAACAACAACAAUAACACAGAAAACAAUAGUUUUCGUUUGUACGAAAAUGAUAAAAAAUCGUUCGCAGUUAAAGACAAUUUCAAAGUGCUCACGAACGACAGCAACAACGUUGUCGGUUCGAGGAGCGAUAAAAAUAAUUAUUUUGAAUCGGGAUUGGAUGAAAAAUCUGGAAAUAGAAAUUUCUCCAAUCCGAUAGGUCAUAACAGUCAAUCCGAAAUGGUAUCAACGAUUACGAACGGAGAGACAAUAUUGAUUUCGGAAAAGAAAAUUGAAAUAGCUGCGUAUUAUCAUAAAGAUCUACCAACGAUCGAGACGGAGAUAAAAAUUCGUACCGAGGAAAUUUCUAACGAAGUUCCACCACCAUUACCAUUAACAGGUCCACCUAAAUUGGAACAAACGAGUUCACAGGGUAGAAGUAAUAAUAUCAUUGAUCAUCAACAAUCAUCGAAAAAGUUUUCAUUGAACGUUGAUCCAUGGAGACAGGACGACAAAUCUGAACGAUCGGUCAGAGAUAAGAUUGCAAUGUUCUCAUCGCAAAGUAGCUUGGAUGCACCUUUGUUUCCUAACAAUGCGAUAAACAUAUCAAAUGUAACCAGUAAUGUUAGGAAAUUGUCGAAAUAUAAAUCGAGCGAGGACGUAUGUAACGAUGAUAAAACGUCGAAUCAAAAGGAAAGGAUUUCAUUCUUUUCUGAUAGAACUCAAAGUUCCUUCGAUCUUACCGAUUCUUCCAAAUGUUUUUCCCAAGAAAUUGUUACACCCUGUAACAAGAGAUAUCCUGGUAAUAACAAAUUGACGACGACUACGAUGACGGCAGGUACGGGGAUGGGAGUGGCGACUGUAUCACCAUCAUCAUCAUCAUCAUCGUCGUCGUCAUCGUCAUCGUCAUCGUCACCACCACCAGUACCACAAAAACCAACGAUGACGAUGACUACUACAAAUGAUACAAACAAUUAUCUUACAUCGUUAACAACAAAAUCAUAUUCCACCACGUCUGGUACAAUCCCAUCCUCCCCUGAUAAUAAUAUACAAUGUACAACGAAAUUAUAUUCAUCGUUAUUGAACAAUCAAAUAUCCAUUAAUCCAAUUAAAACAACGUCUACGCCAAUUUUAACUCGUGCAACAAGUUUCUCAGGAUCAAGUUCAUUCGCACAAGAACGUACAUCGAUUAACAAUGUUGAUGUUAUUAAUUGUAACAAUCAAGUGUCAAGAACGAAUUCCUUGGCAUCAACUUUUAGAAGGAACAGCGAAGAUAUGAGAAGAACCAGUUUGAAUCAAUUGAUCGAACAGAGAAGACGAUCUAUCUCAAAGUUACGCGGUUUGGUGAUUCCCGAAAAGGAAACUGUAACUAUCGAACAGCCGAUCGUUGAUUUGCCAGAGAUUAAAUCACGUAACUCCAUAUUACUCAGUCAGUUACCUAAAGCAAAUAUACAGGACAAAUGGGGAUCGCAAAGUUCUAUAGCAAGUAAUACAAGUUCAGCGAGUGUCCCGUUAAAGGCUACGACAUCUUUCAAAAUGCCAGCACCUCAGAUAAAUUCAAAAUAUUCGCCAGCUUUUAAAAGGAAAAGCUUAACGGUAUAUGGUUCAUCCGGUAAUACGAUUAAUUCUUCCGCUUAUACGACGAAAAAUUCACAAGGAAAUAAUCCAAUUGUAAAUGCUGGAGGUAAUAAUAAUAUAUCGGAACCUCCUAAAAGUUUAGAAAGUAUUUGUAGCCCGACGAGAAGCGAUUAUAGUUUUGAAUUUCUAUCGGCGAAUAAUUCGCCGGACGUUUUACGUGGCAGAUCGAGAAUAAAUGGACCGAGAAAAACGCGUAAUGAUUAUGACGAUUCCGACAAUGAUUCGGCAGUUAGUAGCUCUCAGAGUAGUAUAUCACGUGGUUUCAGUCCACCAAUGUCACCUGUUCCAUCGGAAAGAUCAACGGUAUCAUCUGAAAGAUCAUACGUUUCAACGGAAUUGAAUUAUCAACGUCGUUCAUUCAUCAUAGAUACCUCGAAUAAAGCUUAUGUUAAGACUGAAAAUGAAACGAUAAAUAAUACGGAACAAUAUAAUGCCAGAGGAAAUAUUCUCAAUAACGAAAGAACAUACGUCUCGUCGGAAAGAUCAUCAUCGUCUAGCAGUAGUAGUACCAGUUCUAAUCCACGUUCACCUCAGCCAAUAGAUAAUACAGCGAGAAAUUCACAAAUUCCUCAAAGGCAAACAUUGAGAAGAUCAAAUAGUACAGAAACGAAUUGUAGUACCUCGUCGACCUUGACAUCGGGUUCACAGGCCAGCGCUGAAUCUUUAUCAAGAAGAGUACUCAAGCCGCAAAGCGUUGAAGCGAUAAAUAGAAAAAAUAUAUUGGCAAGUGCAAGAUGUAGAAGUGGUAGAGACUUGAAUGGUUCACCAUUAAUCCAAAGAAAAUUUACCGACGAAGAGGAAACAAAUCCUGAAAAUAGUGGAACCAUCAGAAGGAAAAAUAAUCCUAACAAUGGUGUCCAAGUUAAACAGGAUAUUAAAAUAGCUUAUAUUGAAGUUACCGAUUCUUUCUUAGAGGAUGAUGAUCAAUUACAGAAAAAAAUCGAAGAACCUAAAUUGCCACCUAAAAGAACCAUCAUUACACCGGCCGUGAGACCACCAAAAUCAGAAAUGUUGGAACCUUCUAACGAUUUGAAGAAAUGGGUUAGAGCAGAGGCAAAAGCUUUGGCUAGAUCGGCGGCAGAAGAGAAGUUAGUUAAUACGAUGGAAAAGGUCAAUCCGGUGACCUUGAAAAGUCAAACUGUAUCACGUGGUACAACGAACGAAUACAAUUCCAAUGAUAUAGCCUUGAAAAAUAGACCUGUUCAAAAGGAAACCGAAGAAAUUUCACAAGAAACUAUGAAACAGAGGUGUAAAGUUGUUUCACCAAUAAAAAAGACGCAGGAUGAUCAAAAUGAUCUAUUGACUAUUCUAACAACUAGAAGUAGAUCAAGAUCGGCUAUACAUGUCGACGAUGUUAGUUUUGGUAGAUCAAAAAGUCAAAUGAGCUUAGAGGACAUAUUAAGUGCAAAGGUAGAAAGUCCAUCUCCAAAAUUGUUAAGAACGCAAAGUAUCGAAGGUAGAACAGAAAAUGGAAGUGGUCUGUCGUCGCAAAGACCUUUUUCAGAAUCAAGAGACAUUAAUCGUUUUAACAAAAAGACAUCAACGAAUACUAAUGAUACCUGGCGAGAGGAUAAAACGUUCAUCUCAAAGAUUCCAACGUUAGGUAGAUCAAGGAUCUUUGAUAACAAUGACGAUACAGAAAUAACAGAAAAAUUAAAGAGCAAUACGUCAAAGAUACCAACUGCUAGAAGUUUAGGUAGACGUAGCGUCAGUGUGACAGACAUGAAAAAGGCCUUGGAUAAAAUUGAUGCUACAACAAAUGGUCAAAAUCAACAACAGGUAACACCAGUUUCGUCUCACAAUCGAUUUCCAAGUUUGGACAGUAGCAUUGAUGAGAAUGUAUCAUCGAUCGGAACGGAAACGGACACUGAAAGAUUUUGUAGCGAACAAUUUGGUAGUAUAAGUUCAUUGGCUAGCAGUACAAGUUUAAUUUCACAACAGGAAUUAGCUCAGCUCGUAGAAGAAGCUAGCUUAGAGGAAGCUCGUUGUGCUCAUGACGUUAUAGUAGUCUUAUUACAUAAAGAAAAUCCAACAGGAAGUGUUGGAAUAACUUUGGCCGGUGGUGCCGAUUGCGAAGUCAAAGAGAUCACUGUUCAUCGUGUCUUAGCUCAUUCUAUUGCCGAUAAGGAUGGUCGUGUUCAAAGAGGAGACAGAAUACUUAGUAUUAAUGGUAGAAGUACACGUGGUCUUACGCAUAGGGAGAGCCUAACUGUUUUAAAACAACCUAGAUCAGAAGUUGUUUUGGUUGUAUCAAGAGCAAGAAUCGAUGAAGGUUGUAAAUUGAGAUCAAGGACUGCCAGUGUCGAAACCAUUGUUGAAGGAUUCGAAAUAAAUGCUGUAGAAGAUACUGCUUGGGGUCCACCAUCAAUGGUCGCAGUUUACAAAGAUGGAGCUGGUCUUGGAUUCAGUUUAGAAGGAGGACGUGAUAGUCCUCUUGGAGACAGACCAUUGGUAAUAAAGAAAAUAUUUACUGGAGGUGCUGCUGAAAAGACAGGUGCCUUAAAGGCAGGGGACCAAUUACUAGAAGUAAACGGUAGUGAUGUUACAAGAAUGUCGAGGAUAGAAGCUUGGUCUCUGAUGAAAAAAUUACACGACGGCGAAGUGAACCUCCUAGUCAGGCACCCUGCCACCAAGUCCUCGUGAACUAUAGUAAAUAAUAAUUGACUUUCCUUUUCUGUUUUUACAUCAUGAAAUUCAGUUUUCAAGAAAUUGUCUAUCUCUCAGAUCAGAUUUAUAUCUCGAUUAUUGAGACGAAAAAAAUCUAUACACACGAAUGAAAAAGAAAAACUAUAUACAUAUACAUAUACAUAUACAUAUAUAUAUAUAUAUAUAUGUAUAUAUAUAUAUAACCUAUUUUGUUUUUAUUUUUGAGGUUAUACCAUAUACGAGAAAGUACAAUAUUAGCUGAAAUAAUCAAGAAAAGAAAAGAAAAGAAAAGAAAUUAGAAAAUGCAUUUACAUACUUGAAUUUUCGAUAACAUAACCUUAAAAAAAUUAGUACUGACUCAGUGCAAUAAUACUAUCGAUCGUUUAAAUAGUUCGUAUAGUUCAAUCCUAAAUCCUCGCUAAUUAAGUCAUAUUUACCGUCGUAGUUAAACAAUUUAACUGCGUAACGCGUAAA
Molecule: messenger RNA, 8236 nt
Organism: Vespa crabro (European hornet)
Lineage: Eukaryota; Metazoa; Arthropoda; Insecta; Hymenoptera; Vespidae
Gene: bbg
Product: probable serine/threonine-protein kinase DDB_G0282963
Exons: 11
Coding region: 371-7759 (2462 amino acids)
Molecular function (GO): protein binding
Source: RefSeq, a predicted model, not a curated record